CUCGCCGCUGUCACUUGCCGUUACUGUUCGUCGUUGUCGUGGUUCAUCGUCACGCACGCAAAGAUGUUUCAUCUGCGGAAUCUCACGCGGUCGUCGAUCGCCCUGAAACAGGCGCCCGGUAACGACAUACAGAGCAUGCUGACGCGUGUCAUGCCGGCGACAACGGCUUGCCGCGGUUACGCUGACCACCAGAUCCCGGACCGUCUCAAGGACGUGGCCGAGGCGCCAAACCCACGAUUCUUCGACAUGGUGGAGUACUUCUUUCAUCGUUCCUGUCGAAUCGUCGAGGACAAGUUAGUCGAUGACAUAGGCAAGCGCUCACGUGUCCCUAUUGAGGAGCGCAAGAAGAAGGUCAAGGGUAUCCUGAUGUUAAUGGAACCCUGCGACCACAUUCUCGAAACUACGUUUCCGCUUAGACGCGACUCCGGCGAUUACGAGAUGAUUACCGGCUACCGCGCCCAACACUCUACCCACCGAACGCCUUGCAAAGGAGGUAUCCGUUUCUCGAUGGAUGUUUCGCGGGACGAAGUUAAAGCCCUGUCGGCCUUGAUGACAUUCAAAUGUGCGUGCGUCGAUGUGCCAUUUGGUGGCGCGAAGGCUGGAAUUAAAAUCAAUCCAAAGAAUUAUUCGGAACACGAACUGGAGAAAAUCACCAGAAGAUUUACAUUGGAAUUAGCGAAGAAGGGAUUCAUCGGACCUGGAGUAGAUGUUCCUGCCCCCGAUAUGGGUACCGGCGAACGGGAAAUGUCUUGGAUAGCCGAUACUUACGCAAAAACUAUCGGCCAUCUUGACAUCAACGCUCAUGCUUGUGUUACUGGCAAACCCAUCAAUCAAGGUGGCAUUCAUGGUCGUAUUUCCGCAACAGGACGUGGAGUGUUUCACGGAUUAGAAAAUUUCAUUAACGAAGCUAAUUAUAUGAGCAUGAUCGGUACCACGCCCGGUUGGGGAGGUAAAACAUUUAUCCUUCAAGGUUUUGGUAAUGUUGGAUUGCACUCUAUGCGUUAUUUACAUCGUGCGGGCGCCACAUGCAUAGGUGUGAUCGAACACGAUGGAUCCAUUUGUAAUCCAGAGGGUAUCGAUCCAAAGGAAUUAGAAGAGUACCGCAUAGAAAACGGUACUAUCGUUGGCUUCCCUGGGGCCAAGCCAUAUGAAGGCGAAAAUCUCAUGUACGAGCCGUGCGAUAUAUUUAUACCCGCUGCCAUAGAGAAAGUAAUUAACAAAGAGAAUGCUGGACGUAUUCAGGCUAAGAUAAUCGCAGAAGCUGCUAAUGGACCGACUACACCCGCCGCAGAUAAGAUUUUGAUCGAAAGGAAUAUCCUUGUAAUUCCGGAUUUGUACAUUAAUGCCGGUGGUGUCACGGUUUCAUUCUUCGAGUGGUUGAAGAACUUGAAUCAUGUGUCAUAUGGCCGUCUAACUUUCAAAUACGAAAGGGAAUCGAAUUAUCACCUCUUAGAAUCGGUACAAGAGUCUCUAGAGCGUAGGUUUGGUCGCGUUGGCGGCCGUAUUCCCGUUACGCCAUCCGAAGCCUUCCAGAAACGUAUAUCUGGCGCUUCCGAAAAAGACAUUGUCCACUCUGGUCUAGACUAUACAAUGGAAAGAUCCGCUAGGGCUAUCAUGAAGACUGCCAUGAAAUUUAAUCUCGGACUCGAUUUGAGGACAGCUGCAUAUGCCAAUUCGAUCGAGAAAAUAUUUACUACUUACUCGGAAGCUGGUCUUGCUUUCUAAAUAUUUUAGUCAUUAGAUCAUACGGUAACUAUCAUAUUAAUGAUAAUGACAGAGUCAGUUUUCAUUGUAUAAAUCGCAAAAGGUGAUCUUAAAUGUAUCAUCCAAAAGAUAUUCAUGAAUAGUUAAUGAUUAUGCCAAAUCGCAAAGCUAUCGAAAGCUUGCGAUGGAGGCAUAUCACUUGUCACAUUUUGCAUUGUGACGAUUUGCCUAGUUACACGUAGAGUCGCAUGGACCGGAUAUUGUGACACCAUUAAAUAAUGGAUCAAGAUAAUGUUCAAAGAAAAGUCGAUUAUCGACUGUUUUUUGUGUAGCAAAGUGGCAAAGGCCCAGGCCCAAUGCAUUUUUAUAUUGCACUUUUUAUGUAUAAGAUACAUUGUUAAUAUCGUUAUACGAAAAGCUGCCGUUGACAUAAUUUGUUAUUUAUAAAUAGGGAAUUUAUAAAUCGCUAUUUUUUUUCAAUGCCAUUUUAAUGAUAUUGUAUUUCCGAUUGCACUUUCAUAAAGAAAAUAUUUGUUUUUGUCCUAAACGACAAGAUAGACUCUCGCGGAACAAGGAGAGUGAUAAAUGAUAUAUCUGGUCAGAUACAUAUGAUGUUACGUGCAACAUGUGAUUGUUAUACAUAUGCGAUAUUCUGUUAAUAAAGAUACUCAAUUCUUUGAAAGUAAACUGUCUUUCAUAUAUUAUACAAAUAGAUAAAUACAUUAUUUAUGAUUGAAAUACAUCAUUGUCGCAUCAUGUAUAUAUUAAUUAACGUUAAAUGUCAUCGUAACCAGUAUGUAAUAUUUAUCGGUUACACUUUGCAAGUAUAAAAAUAAGAAACGAUA
Messenger RNA from Solenopsis invicta (red fire ant), 2549 nucleotides. It is a transcript of the gene Gdh, whose product is annotated as glutamate dehydrogenase, mitochondrial. Gene Ontology annotation, cellular component: mitochondrion. The transcript has 8 exons. Gene Ontology annotation, molecular function: L-glutamate dehydrogenase (NAD+) activity. NCBI's taxonomy places the organism in Eukaryota, Metazoa, Arthropoda, Insecta, Hymenoptera, Formicidae. The annotation marks the transcript as partial. The record is from RefSeq and is a predicted model, not a curated record. Gene Ontology annotation, biological process: L-glutamate catabolic process.